AUGUCUUUGAUUACAAAUACUCAAAUUAAUAUUGCUAUGUCUGAUAAAUAUCAUAAUGAUAAUAGUGAAGAAACACGCCAAGAAAUCACUAAUAUAAUUAUGAACCAUGCUCAAAUGAAUACUCAGAUAUUAUACAUUCUUGAAGAAAGAGAAGUGUAUCGCAA
Molecule: messenger RNA, 164 nt
Organism: Racocetra persica
Lineage: Eukaryota; Fungi; Glomeromycota; Glomeromycetes; Diversisporales; Gigasporaceae
Source: the annotation of a GenBank genome assembly